Messenger RNA from Rosa chinensis, 1071 nucleotides. RefSeq lists its product as uncharacterized. Lineage: Eukaryota; Viridiplantae; Streptophyta; Magnoliopsida; Rosales; Rosaceae. Bases 1 to 1071 code for a protein of 356 amino acids. The transcript has a single exon. The record is from RefSeq and is a predicted model, not a curated record.
AUGGGAGACGCACAAAAUCCUCCUCAAGGCAAGACCAUGAGGGAGUACACUAGCCCCACUAUUGUUGAUCACCCUUCUUGCAUUGUACUCCCUCCAUGUGAGCAUCACUUUGAGAUCAAGCCAACUACCUUGAGCAUUCUACCCACAUUUAAUGGCAUGGCCUUGGAAAACCCUUAUGACCACAUUGCGGAGUUUGAGCAAGUGUGUACUACCGUUCAACCUAAUGGUCUCACUUCUAAUGGUUUGAAGCUUAGAUUAUUCCCUUUCACACUCAAGAACCAUGCAAGAAAGUGGUUGAGCAAGUUGUCUCCUAGAUCAAUACGUACAUGGGUUGAGAUGCAAGAAACUUUCUUAGGAAAGUACUAUCCUCCUUCAAGAACUUCCAAUGUUAGAGAUGAACUAAUUUCAUUUAGACAACACCCUCAAGAAAGUUUUCAUGAGUGUUGGGAGCGCUUUAAGGAUCUUGAGAUGUCAUGUCCUCACCAUGGGUUAGAGAAGUGGUUUCUUGUGGACAAGUUCUAUAGAGGAUUGAUGGCGGACCAAAGACAAAGAGUUGACACUUUUAGUGGUGGAACUAUUGCAAGCAAGCUUCCCGAUGCCGCUUGGGACACAUAUGAAGAGCUUUCACUUAAUUCUCUUUAUUGGGAUGAUCAUGAUGCAAGGAGACAACAAGCACCUAGCAAGGAGAACACAUCGAGCCGUGGUGGAAUCUAUGAGGUUCAAGGAACAUCAUCCGGGCCUUCUAUGCAUGAGUUCAAGAGGCUAGAAAGCAAGAUUGACCAAUUUCUAAACCAAGUGAGCCGGAAUCCUCCUCAAGCUCAAGUCAAGAUGGCAACUUCUACAUCAUGUUUGUUUUGUGAGAGUCUAGCACAUUCCACUCAAGAGUGUCACUUAUCAUCCAAGUUUCCGGACUUUAUUGAAGAACAAGUGAGCCAAGUGGGUAAUUUUGUGCCAAGGAACCAAAGAAAUGAUCCUUACUAUAACACUUAUAACCCCGGUUGGAGGAAUCAUCCCAAUUUUUCUUGGAAAGACCAAGGAGGUUCAUCUAGUGCGUUUCAAGGUGGAAAGUAA